Molecule: messenger RNA, 1423 nt
Organism: Raphanus sativus (radish)
Lineage: Eukaryota; Viridiplantae; Streptophyta; Magnoliopsida; Brassicales; Brassicaceae
Product: S-type anion channel SLAH2
Biological process (GO): transmembrane transport; intracellular monoatomic ion homeostasis
Cellular component (GO): membrane
Molecular function (GO): voltage-gated monoatomic anion channel activity
Source: RefSeq, a predicted model, not a curated record
UAUCUGAACGGCAAUCACUUUACGUAACUAUCCCGUUCUCACCGCACAUAUACAGUAUAUUCUGGUCUCUCGGUGGACUUAUUUGACUUAUAUAUACGGGGGGCAGCCACUGUCCCUUGCCCAUACCUAAUCACUACUCUGUUUUCUUUUUUGGUAAAAAACUACUAUGUUCUUUACACUGAUCAGAUCUACGUCUUCUGUUUCCAUCACUUUCUCUUUCCAAAUUAAUGUACUAAACCAAAGUAAAGAUGAAUAACCCGAGAUCGGCUAGUUCUUCAGUUUCUCCAGCAACUCCAGAUCUAUUAGACAAUCAUCGUCAAUCAAGUUCUGGAGAGUUCUCACGAUUAGACAAACGAACCGGACCAAGGAAGAUGACGUUUCACUCCAAGUCUAUGCCUAGAGGUUCCAUGUUUCUUGACCAAGAAGCUUUUAGAAACUCCCACGACAAGAGGUAUGACCUAUUCAGGACCAUGUCAGGGAAGCUCGAACGUCAGAUAUCGAAUUUACGUGGAAAACCCGUUGACAGCUCGUUGCAGGAGGAGGAUAAAGAGAUCACUGAAUCUCUAACCGCUGAUAGAUUCUUUGACGCUCUUCAAGGCCCUGAACUUGAAACUCUCAAGGAGAAGGAGAAGAUAGUUUUGCCUGAGGACAAAACGUGGCCAUUUCUUCUACGCUUCCCAAUAACAUCGUACGGGAUGUGUCUCGGUGUAAGCAGCCAAGCCAUCAUGUGGAAGACUUUAGCAACCACAAAAGCCGAGAAGUUCUUGCACUUGACGCAAGUGGUCAACCACAUGCUUUGGUGGAUCUCUCUCGUCCUCCUCCUCGCCGUCUCCAUCACUUACCUCUUCAAAACCAUCUUCUUCUUCCAGGCGGUACGCAGAGAGUUCAAGCAUCCCAUCCGUGUCAACUUCUUCUUCGCUCCUCUCAUAUCAGUCCUCUUCAUGGCACUUGGAAUCCCACAUUCCAUCACCUCGAAUCUUCCCUCUAUCCUUUGGUACUUCUUGAUGGCUCCCGUCUUGUUUCUUGAAAUGAAGAUUUACGGACAGUGGAUGUCUGGUGGACAAAGACGCCUCUCCAAAGUUGCCAACCCUACAAAUCACCUUGCCAUCGUCGGAAACUUUGCUGGAGCACUUCUGGGGGCAUCGAUGGGGUUGGAGGAAGGACCAAUGUUCUUCUUCGCCGUAGGGUUGGCUUAUUAUUUGGUCUUGUUUGUGACUCUCUAUCAGAGACUUCCCACAAACGAAACGUUACCUAAAGAGCUACACCCUGUCUUUUUCCUCUUUGUGGCUGCACCGGCUAUCGCUUCCAUGGCUUGGACCCAGCUUUACGGCUCUUUUGAUAUUGGUUCACGCCUUUACUUCUUCAUCUCCUUGUUCUUGUACUUCUCUCUGGUUGUUCGGAUAAACUUCUUCCGUGGAUUCAA